AAUAUUUGUUUUAGGUUUAUUAAUUAUUGGAAAAAUGGAAAAAAAACUACAGAUUUAUUAACAGAUAACAUUGUUGAAAUAUAUAUGUAAUCUUUGCAAUAUUUAAGAUACGUUUAAAACUUUUACGUUUGAAACUCGCGCGUUCGGUGCUUCGUGAAGUAGCGCGCGAGUGGAGUAGCAUGUGACUUGCACCACGUGAUCUUUCGGGCGCGUAAUACGUAACGCAACGCAGUUGUACCGAUUCCCGAAUCACUUUACACCCGCUUCAAGGCUGCUCCGUGUUUCUUGCAUAUUUUACCUGUCGAAAGCGAAUCGUAAGUGCAAAAAAGUAUGUCAGAAUGCUAAUUGAACAAUAUGCGGUUGUUGUAAACGUGAUCAACCGUGUACGUCAUGGUUAAUUACGAUAAUUGUCCCACGACAUUGCAGGUGUGCACCGUGACGGAAUCGGCGGUUGCAAAUUCAAAAUGGCCAGUGCUACAAUUGUCGAUAAAUACCUGAUCGGGAGAGCACAACAGAUCGAAGGCGCGAUCACGAUCGUCGACUUCGCGAAAGUGGAGCAGUCACGUGAGAUCCGGUCUCGGGCGAACGGGAAAAUAUGAGCAUCUCGUGAAGCCGAGAAAAAGCGGAGGUUUUCAUCUGGGUGGCAUCAUGGAGACCGAGGAGCUUACUAGACUCGUCGACGAGAUCUACAAGAAUAUACUGGACAAGUUCAACCCGGGCGCCAGACAGCUGAUCAACGCAGGCAAGGCGUAUCUGAAGGCUCUUCACGGAUCUGCUGCGGCAUCGCGAGUUUACGUUGAUGCUUUGUCUCGAUUAGCUCGUCAAGCUCAGCUGGGAACAUGGGGAGGUUCGAAGGAUGUGGGUUUUGCGCUAAUGAGGAUCGUCGAGGUGUACAAGGAGAUCCAGGAGCAGGAGAUGAACAUUUUAAAAGCAUUCUACGUGGACCUGUUGGUGCCUCUGGAGACCAACCUGGAGAAGGACACGAAAGUUGUCCAGAGCGAGCAGAAGAAGUUUCUUCAGCAACACAAAACCAGAUCCGAGACCUACAGCAAGGCGGCCGCGACUAUGAAGAAGCACAGAAAGAAGUCCAGGGCGGCUAAUAAGAGCGGCCUCGCUAUGGACAAGGAGCUGAAGAACAUGCAGAUCCUGGAGGAGGAGAAGACCAAGCUGGACGCCUUCUGCGAGCAGAGCUUGAAGAACGCGAUGACUCAGGAGAGACGACGAUACGGCUUCGUGCUGGAGCGACAAUGCUCCUUGGCGAAGCACUAUGCGAGUUUCCAUGAGGUUGCACUGGCCGCGCUUCAUCCCUCGGUUGAUAAAUGGCGCGAGGUCGCCGCCACCAGGGAAUACUUGCCCCAGUCGGUGGAGGACAUGUUUGCUUCCAGACUCAGGCAAACGUCCUUCUGGCCGGAGGAUGAAGAGAACGGCGGCUCCGAGCUGACAACGAUGAGCUCACAGCUGCGGAAGACCCGCAGCAUGGACAGCUCCUGCCUGGAGCUGCGGCUGGGCCCGCUUCCCGGAAAUCCGCCGUCGUCCAGCAGCCACCUCGGUCCAAUGCCGCAUCUCCCCGCAGCUCUCUCCAGAGCGCGGUCGGAGGCGAACCUGCACGCCUCGACAUUAUCUCUCGGCCCCGACGUUCCAGAGACUCCACCCCGGCCACGAUCUAUGGCGCCCCCCGCGUCCCGUAACAGCAGCGGUGGCACCGGAGUCGGCGCCGGCGGUUGGGGGGACGCCCCUCUCGCCAGGGCUCUCUUCGCCUACCUCAGCUCAGGGGAGAAUCAGCUGAGUUUCCUGGAGGGUGAUCUCAUCGCUCUGAUGGGAGAUCGCCAGAAGGGAUGGCAGUUUGGCGAAAACCUGCGCACUCAAAGCACGGGGUGGUUUCCCCUGGCGUACACCGAAAUUAUAAUCGACGACACUUUGGGAUCGCCGAGCCACGCAGCAAGCAACGGCAGAACCCCAGAGCCACAAAGUGUUCCGCCAUGUAAGCCGCCCGCCUCUCGACCGCCGGUCACGCCGGCCAGUAUCGAUGAGCCAUCCGGAGGAACGGUCGGAAUCGGCAUCAAUUCUGCUGGCAACAGCACUAACGCCAACAGCAACAACGGCAGCAACGUCGGCACACCUACGAAUAACGCGAGUGUUUUGGCGACUCCAACCGCGCGCCAAUCGAAAUCGAUCCGUCCAUCGGGCACGCUGCCCGCAGUGCUAGCCGGAGGGAGAAGGGUGCAGCCACCCGUGCCCCCAGUGCCACCUCCGGCGAUGACGUCCCUCCACAGCAGCAACGACAGCGGCUUCUCCAACGAACCUCCCGUGCAACCCGACGUCGAUUACAGCGACGAUGAGGCUCUGAGACAACGACGCCGCAAGCCGCGAAGCGGAGGGGACCGUCUGCCCCCAAAGGACGAGAAGGAGUCGAAGGACUGGGAAAACGACUCCUGGAAGACGAUCCCACGGGACGAGAAGUCCUGGCACUUGUAUCGCACGGCGAUGGAUCUCUGGGCGGAAUCCAAGGCCAAGCAGGCGACCGAGGAGACAAAGAAGUACUUUGAGAUGGAGAAUGGUGACUUCGCGCUGGAGAACGGCGACAUGACGAAGAAGAGAAAGAGUAAGAGGAUUACGCAAGUGCCUAAUGAGCGGCCUAGCCCGAAUCAGCGCACCAAGAUAUCAGACGAGCGGAACGUGCCCGCCGCUACACGCCGCAGCGAUCAACGACACUUGAACAAGCGGAUGCAGACGGAAACCGAGGAGGAAUUGGAAGAAGAUGAAGAGGACUUCGGCGGCGAGUAUCGCGGUAACAAGUUCUACGCGAACAAUCAAGAAUCCCAGGAUCGAAGGAGAGGGAACGACUUUGAAACGGGCAAAUACGGCAAGUCGAGUUCGUCGUCGGUAUCUGAUGACGAAAGCACCAUCACGAUUCCGGAACCGGGUCGCAAGGUCGAGCACAUUGCUCAGAAGCUUGAGCAGACCGCGCAGAAGUACGCGCGCGAGCACAGUCCGCCCAAGUUCCUGGAGCGCCGCGAAAGAUCAGGCGUGACGGAGUACAAGACCCUCGAGAGGGAAAUGCGUGAAAUGGCUCAUUCGCGCGAUCGUCACGAAAGAUCCGCUGCGGAAUAUAAGAGCCUGGAGCGCGGCCGAGAUGGCCGAGAUGGUCAGAAGGGCUUUGACCAUGGCCGCGACGACAAACGCUCACGCGAGGAGAAACACGCGCGGGACAACAAGCACACGCUCGAGCGAGGCUCUCGCGAAGAAAAGCAGAGCUUCGAACGCGCGAGAGAAGAGAAGCAAAGCUUCGAACGCGUGAAUAGGGAGAGCAAGCAGAAUUUUGAGCGUUCAAGAGAGGACAAGCAGAAUUUUGAGCGCGCGAGAGAGGACAAGCAGAACUUUGAACGGUCAAGAGAGGACAAGCAGAGCUUUCAGCGACCUCGUGAUGAGCAUCCUCAGUCGUAUGAGCGGGCUCGCGCUGCUAGAAACGAGCAAGAGCGUGCGUAUAUUGAGCAGCGAAAGGAAGUGAUGGGUUACGAGCGGACGUUUGAGAAGAAUCGUAACAGGACGAUAGAGCGAUUAUCCAGUCGAAGAUUCGAAAGGCCGCGACCACCGUCCCAGGAAGCCCCAGAAAGACCCAUGGGGCCUUACCGAGAGCGUAGAUACUCUGACAAAGAGGAGGCGAUUUACGGAGAGACCGGACGAUAUGGCGUGGGCUCUCUUGAGCGAGAUCGCGGCUACGAAUCGAAUUUCGAGACGAAGCUGGAGAGAUCCAAGGUGAUCGAAAGACACGGUUAUCACGCGGGCAUGCAUGGUUCGGGUCUGCAGAAGCGAAACGCCAUACCCAGAAGUAACGAGCGAAGCAACGGCGACACCAACAACAACACGCUCAAAGUAGAACGGAAGCCUCUACUGCCGCGACAGGCGACUGCUAUGGGCCAUCUCGCGCAAACCGGAAGAGCUUUUGAAGAGCCGAAGAGCCCAAAGCUGGUCAAGCGAACCAAGUCCUUCUGGAAGUUCCGUCGAGACUCGGAAGUACUGGAGGGCAUGGCGCUCUGGCAGCAUCGCUCGCUCGUCGACAUCCCGAAGAUGAUCCGUAAAGAGAAGAAGAUCGCGGAAAACGAGGAAAAGCAGAGGAACUCUGACGGUGGCAGUCCGAACUCGAGUCUGGGCAGCGAAGGUACCAUCACGAAUGACCACCAGCACGAGGAACCGAAACCAGCCGAGAGGAGUCACGUGCCGGACAAGGCGGAUUACGCCUUCGAAGACAUGCCGACGCCGGCGGAGCGCCCUAAGAUCACGGAGAGGUCAGACUAUAGAAUGCAGCAGCAGUCGGAGGAGCGCACGUAUUUUAUUGGCAACGUGUCACGGAAGGCGAUUAUCGAGAAAGAACGGAGACGCAGUCUCGAGGCGAAACGAAACAUGAUCGUGGCCGAGUUAAAGGAGAACAACGAGAGCAAGCGGAACGACAUGAUGACGCGCGGUAGGAGGAAUUAUGACGAAGAGGAGGACGCGACGCUGAACUUUAGCGAGACCGAGGCCUCCGACGAGGAGUCCACGUACAGCUGUAUCGUCGUGAAGGAUCAGAGCAUGCCGGAGAAGACGUUGCUGCCGCGGACCAAGUUGAGAAGAGAAUCAGAUCGAGAUAAGAACACUUGUGGACCCUGGUAUGACCUCUGGGGCGUGGACGCGUCUGUGAAGAAGAAAAAGAAGCAGAAGCAACAGUAAAGAUAACAUAAAGAGAGAUAAAUGAUUAUGAAGGAGAUGAAUUCGAACGGAAAUUAAAUUUACGAAACGAAUAGUUGAUGCAUCCCUUCGAAGCAAAGGUAAACACACCGAAAGGGGAAAAUGGAGCAGAAAUUGAAAAAUGAAGAAGGAUUUCAGAAAUGAAUGAUGUUUCUUUCAAGCAUUUUAAUCAGCUAAUGAAUAUCGAGCUCUUGUUACCACUUCCGUUAUUAGUUCAGUUCUUUUAAGUUCUUCAUUAUCUUCAUUUUACACCUCUUAUUAUCUGUUCAUGGAUAGAAUGAUCUGUGAAUGAUCGAGCAUCACACGCACCUUUGAUGUAUUCGCAUUGGUUGACUCGCUGACGCUUUGUCUCGUUUUCAACAAUUGGCUGUUAAUGUUGUAGGAGCUUGCAGCAUCGAAGAAAGCGCUCGAUACACUUUUGCGACGACUUCUAAGCAACCUAUCCGCCUCGAGACGGAGCGAUCAACUUUACCAGAUGAUGCAUCGUCAUCAGUCGCAAUUGUGUUGUAUUGUUAUUGUCCGCCAUUACUGCACGCGUUAGCUCUGUAUGUUUCGUUGUUACUAUUGGCGCAGUGCAAGUGUGCAAUUGUUUGCUAGAUUAGUCGUUUUAUUCCGGGCACUUGCCAUCUCUUUUAAUUUUCAUCAGUCGCUUUAAGAUCGUAAGCUUUUACAUGUAAAUCUAGAAUUUAAACGAAUUGUCACAUUUUAAUCCAGUUCUACUUAUCUAGUUCCAAUAGGUAUCGUUUAAUCCGUAAGUCAGGAAGCUAAUAAUCCGAAUAAGAAGUUGUUAUUGUGUGCUUUUAAGAAAGAAAACCGCCAGGAUGUCGAUUUUAGUUCAAAUGUUCUAGUUGCUCGUAGAUGACCACGUGAAUCGUCCGACAGAUUGAUACAUUCCGUACUCCUAUUAAUCGCAAAUUAACGGCUUUCAGGACUAACAUAUUCGCAACUGUGAAGCUGCGUAAGACGAAGACUAACGACCGCUCGGCCCCAGCACUGUCAUGAGACAAACCCUUUCUCUAGAUCACGCGUUUUUCGCGCUAGUAGCGAUCCACGCUACGGAGACGGGCGGGUUUCUCUUGUUGAAGAAGUUCCUUCGUCGCGCAGCUCCCUCCGCGAGAUGAGAAUCGACUGCCACGCGAAUCAUCUGUCCGCGAAUUUCUUUUCAAGUACGACGCUAACUCUUUCCGUAUCUACGCGCUGCGGAAUCACGCUUUCUACCAUUUCUUCUCUCUUCAAGUAUAUCAACACACGGCUCUGCCGCAUAAAAGAUUACAGCAACGUCGCUGCAAUGAUGCCGCAAGCUUUCUGUGUUGUAUUGUGAGCUUGUAUAGAAUCAUGGAAAAUCAGCCGGAACACUGCGGAGCAUCAUGUGGAAAUAGCUAGCAGGUUUCCCAUGGUGUUGAAUGAAGCGUUAACACAGCUCCGCAGUGUCGGGUGAAGGAUUUAACAUCGUCAUUGCGUCGACACAAUUGUACCGUGUUAAAUAAAGGAUUAACACUGAUGAUUGUGUUAAUAUCGCGAUCGCGCGAUAUGUUAAAGCGUGAACGCGCUCUCGUCUUAACUGCGUUAACACAGUUUCGCAGCGUUAACUGUGCGAUAACACAGUUCUGUAUUGUUGAAUGGAAAGCUCACAGCAAAAGCUCGAGUCGAGUUUGUUAUCUACAAAUGUCCACAGUACUUUAUAUCUGGAAAAUCCUACGAACGAUUGAAUUCCCUCCAUCGUUUUCCGACGAUGAAAAGUAGAAUUUUUCUGGUAACCGAACGAGCCAAAAUCAAUACAAAAGAUUGUUGGAACUACUGCAUUUAUUCCCCCCCAAAAAUCAUAUUUGAUAAUAAAAAUUAACACUCUUAUACAUUUAUUAUAUACAUAUAUUUCGUACCGAAGGGGUUACACGAUCGAUUUGAUAGAUUCGGAUUUUGUGUGCAACACGUCGUUUUGAAGUGUUUUUAAACGUUUUUCGAUACGCAUCUUAAGAUAGAUUUAGGUUUAAAGUAAUAUUCUAGCGUAAUUUAUAGCGUAAACGCGAAACCAAGACGUCCGGACUGGAAGGUGCAAGGCGGGUUUUAGGGCAACCACAUUUUGUAACUUAAAGUAGUUAAGCGUACGUGCAAGCGCCAGAAGACGCAGAUGUUCUUUUUUUUAAAUAUAUUAUGAAUAAUAUAUUAUAACGAUACACAUAAUAUACACAUAAAAGAAAUUGCCCGAAUGUAAUUCUGGCAAAUUGGGAAUUAGGCUAGAUUAAAUGAAAUUGUUGUAAUAAGAACCAUGUAUACAUUGCAUAUAUGUUAUAUAUAUUAUAUAUAUUAUUGUUAUUA
This is a messenger RNA of Ooceraea biroi (clonal raider ant), 7041 nucleotides long. It is a transcript of the gene IRSp53, whose product is annotated as Insulin receptor substrate 53 kDa. NCBI's taxonomy places the organism in Eukaryota, Metazoa, Arthropoda, Insecta, Hymenoptera, Formicidae. The record is from RefSeq and is a predicted model, not a curated record. Gene Ontology annotation, cellular component: nucleoplasm; cytosol. Gene Ontology annotation, biological process: positive regulation of actin filament polymerization; actin filament bundle assembly; actin crosslink formation. Gene Ontology annotation, molecular function: protein binding.